UGUCAAAUCCAUGUGUGCUCAAAGUAAAAAAUGGAAUGACAUUUGGAACAUUUCAUAACCCCAUUAAAACAACUGGUAUGCGACUUGCGAAUGGUCUUCUCUUCGCCACUUCUCAUUGUGCCGAUAAUAUCGUUCAACAAAACAAAAAAAAGCAUUUUCUUUUUACUUUCGACGCAUUUUGCGUGUUAAUGUCAAUUGGAUUUUUUGUUUGUUCGUGAAACGACGAGAGAGCAAGAGCGAGAGAAAGAGACCGAGACGACGAUGUGGAAGCAAGUGUAUCGCAAUAAAUUCCUUGUAAAAGCCAACAAUGUUCGGUAUUUUUUAUCGGAAGCGUACAAAUGUUCGGAGGCAUGGGAAAGUCGCUUACAAUCGCCAGUGCUGCAGAAAAUUCGGCCCGAUCUCUUUUACUAUGAAUUAGAUCGGAAAUUUCAGCAGCAUGGUAAAAUUUGUGCCGUCGAUUUGGACAUUUUUGUGAAUACAAUUAAUGAUAAUGCAUUGCUCAAUGAGCUAUCGGAUUUGGUUCAUAAAAUGCGUUUAACGGCCGAAACGAGCAAUACACUGGCAUCAACAUCACAUGCGGUCAUACGGCAUCAUUUGGAUUUUAGCAAUACGGAUUUGGAAAAUUUAAUCUAUAUACUGGACGAUCGUUUGAGUUAUGGUGUAUUUUUGGAUUCGUAUGCGGCCAAUUUGUGUCUCGAUAAAUUGAUUAAAUUGAAAAAUUAUCGAAUGGCCGCCAAAGUUGCCACAUUCUUAAUGUUACAAGAGAAUUUCGAGAAUCCAAUCAAUCGUGUGCUAUCAUUGUACGCUUCUUACAAAUACCUGGACGAUCCACAAUCUUUUGAUGAUUUAGUGAAAAAUCAACAAUCUGAAUCGGAUCUAGCAUCGGAAAUUGCCGAAAAAAUGCGUGCUGCCGAUCCGAAAGCAGGAAAAAAACAAAAGAAACGUGAUAAAAAGGAGGAGAUUCGAGUGCGAAUCAAUUAUCUACGUAAUCCAUAUUUUGACGAUCACUUCGAUUUGCGGAACAGCCAUCAUUUAGUUGGAAAAACAUUUUUAGCAAUUAGCCAAUAUUUGGACGGUGCAAUCGGUAAUUCGGUCAAACUACUCGGCUACACUUUCUAUGAGAAAUAUACGGAAGGUAUUCAAUUCAUUGAAUCGCUCAACAAUACUAACCAGUUGUAUAAAGAUGUGGUGGAUAUUGUGAAAAAGCAAUUAGAACAGAUUAAGGAUCGCGAUAAGGAUGAAAAUUACCAACAUUUCCGCACUGCUGUUGACAAACUGGCCGAAUCGAGUGCAUCACUUGAAUCAGCAUCGCUUGAAGAUGCUAUCCGUAGCCUGGCAACCGCCACUGUUAACGAACAUGAAACAAAGGAAAUCGAAGAACAAACCAAAAUCUACGCGUUAUGGGGACAAAUACGCGAAACUAAAUUACAAGAUGAAUUAAACCGAGUGGAUCGACACAACCGGCUCGAAAAGGUUGAUUUGCUGUUGCAAGAGAUGGCCGAAGAAGAGGAGAAGUUAUGGUUCUUUGAAAAUGAAACGAAGAUCGAUUUGGAGAUAGAAAAAAUUUCAACGGAUCACGUAAAAACGCAAAAGGUUUCACGGCGUCAACAGAAAAUUAUCGACGAUGCGUAUAUACCACCCGAAGUCAGUCGCAAACGAAACUAAGAUCAUUGUUGACGAUCUAUUUAAAACUCUUCCUCGAUACAAUUCAUGUGAACUACAGAAUUUUUUAAAAAUAUUGUUGUAUAGGUCUUAUAAUUAAAUCGACGUAGAUUUUGAAAAAUACACAAA
Molecule: messenger RNA, 1791 nt
Organism: Sitodiplosis mosellana (orange wheat blossom midge)
Lineage: Eukaryota; Metazoa; Arthropoda; Insecta; Diptera; Cecidomyiidae
Exons: 4
Coding region: 262-1665 (467 amino acids)
Cellular component (GO): mitochondrion
Source: RefSeq, a predicted model, not a curated record